Messenger RNA from Daphnia carinata, 1254 nucleotides. RefSeq names its product arginine-hydroxylase NDUFAF5, mitochondrial-like. Gene Ontology annotation, molecular function: S-adenosylmethionine-dependent methyltransferase activity. Lineage: Eukaryota; Metazoa; Arthropoda; Branchiopoda; Diplostraca; Daphniidae. Gene Ontology annotation, cellular component: mitochondrion. The record is from RefSeq and is a predicted model, not a curated record. The coding region runs from base 117 to 1202 and encodes 361 amino acids. The transcript has 7 exons. Gene Ontology annotation, biological process: mitochondrial respiratory chain complex I assembly.
GGUUGAUUUCUUCACGCUUGAGCCCGUCUGCUAGAGAUUGCGAUAGUGGAACACAUAUUAUAUUGGUUUCUCCUCUUGUUUGUUACUCGAAGCUAUUUAGCUCAACAGCAACAAAAAUGUCUAUUAAGCGUUUAUCGCUUCUCCUAUGUCCGACACAAUUACAAGGUUCCUUCUGCUGUAGGACCAGAUACAUGAGCCAAAAUUCCAAGACAAAUGCCAACACCAUGAAUGUUUUUGACCGUUUGGCAAAGAAAUUACAGAGAGAUCGGACCACUUUAAAUGAGGAUCAUCACAAAUAUAAUUACAUCAAGGAUGAAGUUGGUUACAGAUUAUCAGAUCGAGUGUAUGACAUCAACAGAAAAUUCAAAGCAGGGUUGGAUCUUGGUUGUGGAUAUGGACAUCUUAGCAAACAUUUAACACAGGAUGCUGUAGAUGAGUUAGUCAUGUGCGAUCAUUCAGCGCUUGUUUUGGAGAAAGCAUUUACACCGGAAGACACAACCAUAAACUGUCAGAAAAUAGUUGCGGACGAAGAAUCUCUGCCUUUUGAACCAGAAAGCUUUAACCUAAUUGUAAGCAGCUUAAGUCUACACUGGGUAAAUCAGUUACCCCAAACUUUCUCCCAAAUUAUGAAAUGUCUGCGGCCUGACGGUGUAUUUAUUGGCGCCAUUUUUGGAGGUGAUACUUUAUACGAACUAAGGGGUUCGCUACAGCUGGGAGAGACAGAACGGGAAGGGGGCUUUGCUGCACAUGUCUCGCCUUUUGCAGCCAUACGGGACGUCGGUGGGCUGCUAAACGGUGCUGGUUUCACCAUGCUAACUAUCGACACCGAUGAAAUACGGGUGGGAUACCCUUCUAUGUUCGAACUGAUGGACGACCUUAAAGGAAUGGGUGAAAACAACGCGUCAUGGAUCCGUAAGCUGCAUUUGCACCGGGAUACGAUGUUUGCAGCAUCCGCCAUUUAUAAAGAACUCUACGGAAACGAAGACGGAUCUAUUCCAGCAACAUUUCAGAUUAUCUACCUAAUUGGGUGGAAACCCGAUCCUUCGCAGCCUAAACCGCUUGAGCGCGGUACUGGACAAAUCUCAAUUAAAGACCUAUACCGGCUCGAUGAAAUGGUAAAAAACGCUACGGAAGACAUGGUUAAUAAAACGGCUAAAGAAAUUCCUUACCCUUUGGAUGACGAUGAUGGCAAAAAGAGAUAAUGUGUUAUUGUUAUUGAUUUAUUAGUUUCACAAUAAAGCCUUCCAUAGUCAA